Messenger RNA from Fukomys damarensis (Damara mole-rat), 5156 nucleotides. It is a transcript of the gene Lats2, whose product is annotated as large tumor suppressor kinase 2. Gene Ontology annotation, biological process: G1/S transition of mitotic cell cycle; hippo signaling; positive regulation of apoptotic process. The record is from RefSeq and is a predicted model, not a curated record. Gene Ontology annotation, molecular function: ATP binding; protein serine/threonine kinase activity; protein binding. NCBI's taxonomy places the organism in Eukaryota, Metazoa, Chordata, Mammalia, Rodentia, Bathyergidae. Gene Ontology annotation, cellular component: nucleus; spindle pole. Bases 189 to 2921 code for a protein of 910 amino acids. The transcript has 8 exons.
AUGGUGUUCAAAAUGAAGAUGCUGGAAAAUUUUAGUUCUUCAUAGGAACUACAAAAAUUGAAGGAAAAACAUUUUCAAAAGGAGAUUGUUGUGAAAAUAUGUUUACAACUAACUGAUACUAUACAGCUUUUUAAAAAAUAAUAAAAUACUUUGAGAAGAAUUUAUGGUAAAAGGAAACUGGACUAACAAUGAGGCCAAAGACUUUUCCUGCCACAACUUACUCUGGAAAUAGCCGGCAGCGCCUACAGGAGAUCCGUGAGGGGCUAAAGCAGCCCUCCAAGUCUUCAGUUCAGGGGCUGCCUGUGGGACCAAACAGUGAGGUUUCCCUGGAUGCCAAAGUCCUGGGGAGCAAGGAUGCCGCCAGGCAGCAGCAGAUGAGAGCCACCCCAAAGUUUGGACCUUAUCAGAAAGCACUCAGAGAAAUCAGAUAUUCCUUGUUGCCAUUUGCCAAUGAAUCAGGCACUUCUGCAGUUGCUGAAGUAAACAGGCAAAUGCUACAGGAGUUGGUGAAUGCAGGAUGUGACCAGGAGAUGGCGGGCAGAGCACUCAAGCAGACUGGCAGCAGGAGCAUUGAGGCUGCCCUGGAGUUCAUCAGCAAGAUGGGCUACCUGGACCCAAGGAAUGAGCAGAUUGUGCGUGUCAUCAAGCAGACUUCUCCAGGCAAGGGCCUUGUGCCUACCCCGGUCACGGUGGCCCGAAGGCCAAGCUUUGAGGGUGCACGUGAAGGCUUCCCGUCUUUCCACCCGCUGCCCGGAGCAGCCUAUGAAGGCGCAGGCUUCUGCGCAGACUCUGCGGCGCUGGAGGAGGUGCCACGGCCCUACGUGGACUUCCUCUUCCCUGGGGCCCCACACAGCGUACCCCAGGCCUAUGGCGCUGAGGCAGCGGCAGGUGCGCGCUUCCCGGGCCCACACUACGGCCGCACACGCCUGCCCGGACCCCGGACCAACUCUUUCAGUGGCCCGCAGGCCGAGCCCGCGGUGCCCGCACCCAACACAGUCACAGCAGUCACCGCUGCGCACAUCCUGCACCCGGUAAAGAGUGUGCGUGUGCUGCGGCCCGAGCCUCAGACUGCUGUGGGGCCCUCGCACCCUGCCUGGGUGCCCGCACCCACCGCUGCUGAAGGCCCCACCUCCUCGGAUGAUGAGCCCGCUCACAGCCUGGCUGGUGCCUAUCCUCGGGACAGGUGCCCGCCGCCUCCCUACCCAAAGCACCUGCUGCUGCACAGCAAGUCCGAGCAGUUCGACCUCGACAGCUUGUGUACUGGCGUGGAGCAGAGCCUCCGCGGGGGCCUGGCCGCCGAGCCCGCCACCGACCGGAGCGACAAGAGCCGCAAGGUGGACAAGGCUGGCAAAGAUAAGAAGCAGAUCCAGACCUCUCCGGUGCCAGUACGCAAGAACAACAGAGAUGAAGAGAAGAGAGAAUCUCGCAUCAAGAGCUACUCCCCAUAUGCCUUCAAGUUCUUCAUGGAGCAGCACGUGGAAAAUGUCAUCAAAACCUACCAGCAGAAGGUCAACCGGAGGCUGCAGCUGGAACAGGAAAUGGCCAAGGCAGGACUCUGUGAGGCUGAGCAGGAGCAGAUGAGGAAGAUCCUGUACCAGAAGGAAUCUAAUUACAACAGGCUCAAGAGGGCCAAGAUGGACAAGUCCAUGUUUGUGAAGAUCAAAACUCUGGGAAUCGGUGCCUUUGGAGAAGUGUGCUUGGCCUGUAAGGUGGACACGCAUGCCUUGUAUGCCAUGAAGACCCUGAGGAAGAAAGAUGUGCUGAACCGGAACCAGGUGGCCCAUGUCAAGGCUGAGAGAGACAUCCUGGCUGAGGCAGACAACGAAUGGGUGGUCAAACUAUACUACUCCUUUCAAGACAAAGACAGCCUAUAUUUUGUGAUGGACUAUAUCCCUGGGGGGGACAUGAUGAGCCUGCUGAUCCGGAUGGAGGUCUUCCCUGAGCAUUUGGCCCGGUUCUACAUUGCAGAGUUGACUUUGGCCAUUGAAAGUGUCCACAAGAUGGGCUUCAUUCAUCGAGACAUCAAGCCUGACAACAUUUUGAUAGAUCUGGACGGUCACAUCAAGCUGACAGAUUUUGGCCUCUGUACUGGAUUCAGAUGGACUCACAAUUCCAAGUACUACCAGAAAGGUGAAGGGAACCAUAUCCGACAGGACAGCAUGGAGCCCAGUGACCUCUGGGAUGACGUGUCUGACUGUCGCUGUGGGGACAGGCUGAAGACUCUGGAGCAAAGAGCUCGGAAACAGCAUCAGCGAUGCUUGGCACACUCCUUGGUUGGGACCCCGAAUUACAUCGCCCCUGAGGUGCUCUUGCGCAAAGGGUACACCCAGCUCUGUGACUGGUGGAGCGUUGGCGUGAUUCUCUUCGAGAUGCUGGUGGGGCAGCCACCCUUUUUGGCUCCUACCCCAACAGAAACCCAGCUGAAGGUGAUAAACUGGGAGAGUACGCUCCACAUUCCAGCCCAAGUGAAGCUGAGCCCUGAGGCCAGGGACCUCAUCACCAAACUGUGCUGCUCUGCUGACUGCCGCCUGGGGAGGGAUGGAGCCGAUGACCUGAAGGCCCACCCAUUCUUCAGCACCAUUGACUUCUCCAGUGACAUCCGGAAGCAGCCAGCCCCCUACGUCCCCACCAUCAGCCACCCUAUGGACACCUCAAACUUUGACCCCGUGGAUGAAGAGAGCCCUUUGAGUGAGGCCAGUGAAGGUAGCGCCAAGGCCUGGGACACACUCACCUCCCCUAAUAACAAGCACCCUGAGCAUGCGUUUUAUGAGUUCACCUUCCGGAGGUUCUUCGAUGAUAACGGCUACCCCUUCCGGUGCCCAAAGCCUUCGGGAGCAGACACUUCACACUCUGAGAGUUCAGAUCUAGACAGCUCCGAUCUGGUGGAUCAAACUGAGGGCUGCCAGCCGGUGUACGUGUAGAUAUGACUACGUGCCUGCGGCUACAUGUGCCCGCAGCUACGUCUUUGCAGGGCAGGUGCCCAGCUGGUUCCUACAUGGUUGAUGGGAAGCCUGGGGCAGCCUUGUUUUCAGCUAGGUCACUGCGUACAUCAUUUGGAAGUCUGCUCUUCACCAAGAAACUUUUUUAAAGAAAGGACUCAAGUCUAGCAGAUUUUCAUUUCUAGAUUUUGGCUGAUGGGUGGCAGGGAGCAUCAACAUGGCUUUGAAUUGGCUUUUGGGGGCCUUCACUGCAUUAAAACAAUAUUUUUAAAAAUUUAGUACAGUUUAGAAAGCACUUAUUUUGUUGAUAACCAUUUUUUCUUACUAAAUUAUAGGGAUUAACUUUGACAAAUCAUGCUGCUGUUAUUUUCUACAUUUGUAUCUUAUCCAUAGCACUUACUCACAUUCAGAAGACAGAAAAACUGAAGAACAUGUGAUAAAUCUCUGUGCAAUAAUGUUUGAAAAAGAUGAUGCUCUGCUGAGAUGUCACGGAGACCAUUUUAUCCACACAAUGGUUUUUGUUUUGUAUUUGUUCCCACAUUUCAAAAUUGUGAUAUAAUGUUAAAAGCUGCUUUUUUGUUGUUUUUUGCAUAUUAUAGUACUAUAACAAAGUGUGAGCAAAGUAAUGACGUGGGUGUAAUUUCAGAUGCCUGGUGUGUGGGAAGUACUGUACUGCAUGAGCAGGAUUUUUCUAUUAUAAAAUUACCAUAUCUUGCCAUUCACAGCAGGUCCUGUGAAUACAUUUUUACCGAGUGUUUUUAAAUGAGGUAUUCUAGACAGCGUGCUGAUAACAUAUUAUGUGGGUGAUGUCUUUGCUAUGAUUGUAUCCCUUGCUGAGAAAUGCAGAUGUGUAAUUGAGAAGUGAUUUGUAUGUGUGUGCGUACAUGUGUGUGUAUGUGUGUCUUGUGUAUGAUUGGGGAAUAAAGGUAAAAUGUUUGUCAUACAGCAAACUUUAUACAUUAAAAGGGAUUAAUUCAGCUAUGCCAAAACAUUUAAGUUAAUCAUGGACCUAUGUCCAUUCUCUCAUCAGUCUGCGCUCUCAUUCUCAAUGUAGCUGGUAUGUGGAAUUCAAUAGCUACGACCCUACUACUUAAUGUUUUACUGACAGACUGCCCACACUGAAAGAUUACAUGGACGUUAUUCCUUUUGUUGUCUUAGGCAGCUGAGAGGUUGCCACACUGAAUUAAAUAAACUUAGGACUCUUGCCUUGUUUUUAGUGUGCUUGGAAGUGUCAAAUCUCAACUUGGUUUAAACAAUACCAAGUUUUUCUAGCUUUUGUGUAAAAAAAAAAACAAAAAAACAAAAAAACAAAAACAGAUUCUUCAAAGUGACAUUGGAAUAAAAACAAUUAAGCCAUACAUAUUUUCCUAGACAUAUAGGUGUAUAUAUGACUAUAUAGUAAACACACAAAAUAUUCCUUAUUUCAAAUUAGUAUGGUUUCUAUUUAAAGUGAUUUAUAUGAGCAAACAUUCAAUUCUUUGCUUUUUAAAAGAUCUGAUGCAUCCUAUUUUUCAUUAUAUUAUUCCACAUAUUUUCCUUGAAAUUCUUAGCAUAACGUAUUCAUUAUUAAAUAUCUAGGCAACAACACUUAUAAGUUUAUCAGUGUCUAAAAAACAUUCUGUGUACUGGUUUACAUUUGUAUGAAUGGCAUUCUGAGGUCUGCUGUGCUUGUAUCGUGACUUACAGUAUUUCGUUAUUUCAUAGUAAUAGCCACGUUAUUUACACCGCUCUGACAUACUUUUAUGUGGUAGGUUCUUUCUCAGGAACUCAGUUUAACUAUUAUUUAUUGAUAUAUCAUUGCCUUUGAAAAGCUUCUAUUGGCACAAUUUAUUAUUAAAACUUUGAAUCCAAAUUCUGUGGUUGGUGUCAUGUGUUGGAAUUUGAAUCUUACUGUUACUGGCAUGUUGUAAACCCCCUUUCCCUCUGGUGAUUCACAUAUAGCCAGGGCUGCUAGCUGCUGACAGAGCCACUAUCACCAGAGGUAGGGAAACACAUCUCCUCAACAGGCUUCAUCUCAGGAGGGGUCAGGGUGUGGGAAAGCAGGGUCCACACCAGCUGUUCUUUGACCACUUUCUCUCUGUAAAAUGACAAAAUAGGCUUCUUUAGGAUUGUUGAGUGGAUUAAGCGCUGUAACAAAUAUUAUAUGGUAAUAAGGAGCUAAUUCCCCUGCAUCAUCAUAAUACAGUGAAAUAAGACAAGCACAGGACACAAACUUCU